AUGUCGGCAGCACAGCUUCUCAAUCCCAAGGCCGAGUCGCGGAGACGCGGGGAAGCUCUCCGUGUAAACAUCUCAGCCGGAGAGGGUCUACAGCAGGUGCUUGCCUCAAAUUUGGGACCCCGCGGUACACUGAAGAUGCUUGUAGACGGCGCUGGAGGAAUCAAGCUCACAAAAGAUGGCAGCGUUCUGCUGAAGGAAAUGCAAAUCCAAAACCCUACCGCCGUUAUGAUUGCACGAGCAGCGACGGCACAAGAUGAGAUCACAGGCGAUGGCACAACCUCCGUGGUACUCUUGGUGGGCGAGUUGCUGAAGCAGGCUGAUCGCUACAUUGCGGAGGGUCUUCACCCUAGAGUAAUAGCAGACGGUUAUGACAUUGCGAAAACCGAGGCACUCAAGUUCCUUGACGAGUUCAAGCUUGCAAAAGAAGUCGACCGCGAACUCCUGCUAUCCGUAGCCCGAACGUCGCUCUCAACGAAGAUUAACAGCUCGCUCGCCGAACAACUGACUCCCGAUAUUGUCGACGCAGUCCUCGCCAUCUACCAAGCCCCCGCGAAGCCCGAUCUACACAUGGUGGAAAUCAUGACUAUGCAACACCGCACCGCUGCCGAUACACAGCUCAUUCGAGGACUUGCUCUUGACCACGGUGCAAGGCAUCCGGAUAUGGCCAAGAGGGUAGAGAAUGCAUACAUCCUGACCCUGAACGUCAGCUUAGAGUACGAAAAGUCCGAGAUCAACUCUGGCUUCUACUACUCGAGUGCGGAGCAGCGAGAGAAGCUUGUAGAGAGUGAGCGCCGUUUCGUCGACGAGAAGCUGAGGAAAAUUGUCGAGCUCAAGAAGGAGGUUUGUGGCAACGAUCCCAGCAAAGGUUUCGUUAUAAUAAACCAAAAGGGCAUUGACCCCCUCAGUCUGGAUGUACUUGUCAAGAACGGUAUCUUCGCAUUGAGGAGAGCUAAGAGGAGGAACAUGGAACGUCUACAGCUUGUCUGUGGUGGUACAGCGCAGAACAGCGUUGACGACCUGACACCGGACGUUCUUGGCUGGGCAGGCUCUGUCUAUGAACACCAAUUGGGCGAGGAGAAGUAUACCUUUAUUGAAGAUGUCAAAGAGCCAAAGUCUGUUACCCUACUGAUCAAGGGACCAAACUCGCACACUAUUGCCCAAAUCAAGGAUGCUGUUCGCGACGGGCUGAGGAGCGUGUACAACAUGAUUGUUGACGGAAGCGUUGUUCCCGGAGGAGGCGCCUUCCAAGUAGCAUGUGCAGCUCAUCUAGAGAGCGAGCAGUUCAAGAAGACGGUCAAGGGUAAAGCCAAGUGGGGAGUUUCGGCUUUUGCUGAUGCGCUUCUUAUCAUUCCCAAGACGCUGGCGGCUAACUCUGGUCAUGACAUUCAAGACUCAUUAGCCGCGCUGCAAGACGAGCACGCCGAGGGUAACGUUGUAGGCCUGAAUCUCGCAACUGGAGAAGCCAUGGAUCCCAAUCAAGAAGGCGUCUACGAUUCAUUCAGGGUGCUGCGCAACAGUAUAGCAUCUGCCACUGGCAUUGCUUCUAACCUGUUGUUGUGCGACGAGAUGCUCAAGGCACGACAGAUGGGACGAGCACCAGGACCCGGCGACGAUCAAUGA
Bipolaris zeicola 26-R-13 is the source of this 1620-nucleotide messenger RNA. RefSeq lists its product as uncharacterized. The coding region runs from base 1 to 1620 and encodes 539 amino acids. Gene Ontology annotation, molecular function: ATP hydrolysis activity; ATP binding; ATP-dependent protein folding chaperone. Gene Ontology annotation, biological process: protein folding. Lineage: Eukaryota; Fungi; Ascomycota; Dothideomycetes; Pleosporales; Pleosporaceae. The transcript is spliced from 11 exons. Gene Ontology annotation, cellular component: chaperonin-containing T-complex. The record is from RefSeq and is a predicted model, not a curated record.